AUGACAACGCUCUAUGAUUUCCGGUCCUCUGAAAUCGAGUCAACUCUAGACCCUAAAGACCCAUCAGUCAUAUGGAUAGUGGUGUUGGGGUAUGUCAUAGCCUUUUUCCUGGCGUUUGGUGUCGGUCGGUUGCUACACCGGUUGAGAAAGCCGUGUAGGCAGCCGAGUCCGUACGUAAAACCGGUGUCAAAAGCUCUAACGGCCGCGAUACUGAUACCCAUACGUAUAACGGUUAUGAGGUGUCGACAUGAUAUGCCUGGUUCUAGAGGUGCCAUAUGGAAUCUGGUGGCCACGUUCGCCGGAAUGCCCAUCUCUGGCACCCAUAGCAUAGUCGGUGCAAUGGUUGGCUUCUCGGUUGUGGCCAAAGGUUUUGAUAGCAUUAAAUGGAUUGAAAUCGCAAAGAUUGGUAAGUCUUUGGACUUUUCAUCAAUCAUAUGA
Molecule: messenger RNA, 438 nt
Organism: Oppiella nova
Lineage: Eukaryota; Metazoa; Arthropoda; Arachnida; Sarcoptiformes; Oppiidae
Source: the annotation of a GenBank genome assembly